AUGCAGGCUACAGCUAGAUCGGUGGGUGUGAUCAUAACGGAGAAACGAGGAUUGAAAGCUUGUACGGCAUGUCGCAUAGCGAAAGUUCGAUGUCAAGUCGUUCCUGAGAUUGGAAUUUGUGUUCGAUGUCAGAGUGCAGCUAUACCAUGCCAUUUCACCGCUACUCGUCGUGGACGAGUGAAAGGCAGCAAGAAUCGUAAGACCCUGGAGAAACUGGCGAAGGACAAUAGCGAUGCGUUGAGAACGCUCUCAUCCCCAAGUUCUGGGAAUGAGCAGCCUCAAGAUCUUCCCUGGGGUAAUGACCAUCUUUCGAUACCUCUGACACUCGCUCAGAGUCCCCUAGAUCUAGAUCCUUUCGUAUCUACCCUUCCUUCUCCUGCUCCUGUUUCACAUCGAGGACUCGAAGCCUCCCGUCAAUCAAUGACACGUAGGACCGUACAGACCAUGGCAGGCUCUUUCCCGACGGGCUCUGAACUAGCUAUCUCGGAACCCAUCCCCCGAGCGGACUUCUCAACAGGUAGAGACGUACACAAUCCUCUGCUAUUCUUGGCAGAAUGCGCAAGAAGAGGAUGGGAUACCGAUGAUACGGAAUGGAGAGAUACGAUGGUGGUUCCUACUCCAAGUACCAAUAUUCCACUGGAAGAUGCCAUCAGACUGGGGAAGUGGUCAAAAGAGAACUUGGGGAAGAUCAUCGCAGAUCAGAGGAAAUACUUUCAACAUGGUUUACACGGUACGAAAAGAGAUGUCAGUAUGGGUCUUGAUCCGGUAUACCAAAAUGUGAUCAAUGAGGAUCAAGUCGGAACGUUGUUUUCAAAUUACUUCUGCCAUGUACACCAUCAAUGGGGUAUGCUCGACCGAAAUACACAUACCCCCUCUUUCGUGCGAUCACGUUCUGCUUUCCUAUUUACCGUCAUCCUUGCACUAGGUGCUACUUCCAUUGCUACUCUGUCAACUUCCACUCCUCAAGAUCAUCUGCUAGCUAUUAAACUCUGGGCACACCUCGAGAAGCUACAGCUGGUAAUCUGCGCUACAUCUGCCAAAUCUAUAGAGAUCGUUCAGGGCAUGCUGAUGGCUCAAAUGUGGGCAUUACGAACUCCAAGACUGGUAGAUGAUCAGCGAGCGACUCGACUAGGGAUGGCUAUACGGAUGGCAGGACAGAUAGGUCUUCAGCUUGCGAGACAUCAUGGCAGGAGCUCCGGUGAAGCUCGAAAUGAGAAUGAUCUGCGAACACGAUUAUCUCUCGUACUGGUAGAGAGCAGAUGGGAAUCAAUCGCGGACAGACAAGAGAUCUCGUGUCUCGCUUUCGACUUGACCGAUUACGAAGCUGAGGAAUUAGAUCGUACGGGACCUUCCGACGAUAUCGCACUCAUGGCAGCUGAUUAUGCUUUGUAUCGAUUCGAGGGUGAAUCGAAGGAACGGAUAUCCCGUAUUACCCAGAACAAUCAUUCGACCACAGCACUGGACAGUGAGAGGAUCUGGAUACAGACCUAUUUAUCGAGCUGGGAAAGUAAAUGGGUUGAACCUCAGACGGAUCCUUUACGUCGAUGGUGGUUCCGAUACUUAUCCAUCAGAUCUCGACUGGUCGGUAUCCUUAGAGUCGCCAAAGCUCGUGCUCACCCAGGUCCAUGGACAGACCAAAUGAAAAGUGAUCUCGUCCUUGUUUCUAUCGAAUUACUAGAAGGCUGUCUUUCCCAUGAACGAUCGAUGCAUAUGCUCAGGCCGACCUCGCCGAUAGUCUUCGCGGCGGCGAUACUCCUUCAGUUGACGGGUAAAGAUGCACCGGAACGGGAUCUGAUAUUGAGGGUGGCACUUAGAUUGGCUGGCGAACCGAAACAGGAAGAUAUCAUGACGUACGCUGUGCAUAAUGGUUAUCAAAUACUGAAUAUGCUAUGUCUUAGUAAAGAAGUGACAGCAACGAACGUCGGACCACCUAUCAGCGUCUCAAGCAAUAUUGCGUAUAAUCCAUCUUCCACCUCACCUUCCACUCAAUCCCUAACUGGCGAGGAUCUUACGCUCGCUCAACAGAGCUUACCAUCGGUCUCGUCCAUACACCCAAGGAUGGAUUCAUUACCACUCUCUUCGAUGUCGAGUCAUCAGCAAUUUGACGAUAUAGGUCAACUCCUAGGUUUGGGUGGAAGUACAACCAGUCAAUUCAUCCACCAGCGGCAGAGUAUCACUCCGAGCAGUUUACCUAGCUUAGGUCCGCAUACCAAUACGGUAUGGGGCAGUUUCCUAUCUACUGAACCCUCCAAUACGAACCAGUGUCCGCCAUCGUCGAUGGAUCAACCCGCGCAAUCUGGAGGCCCGGGAUAUAUGGCAUGGCCAAAUAGUGGCGAAGAGCUAUUUAACUUGGCUGGAGGAGGUCAGAUGUCAGAUAAUGAUAUUUCAGAUUUCUAUUUCCAUCUCGCUUCUGCCCUUGGCAGCUAG
Kwoniella botswanensis is the source of this 2427-nucleotide messenger RNA. RefSeq lists its product as uncharacterized. Gene Ontology annotation, molecular function: zinc ion binding; transcription cis-regulatory region binding; DNA-binding transcription factor activity, RNA polymerase II-specific. The coding region runs from base 1 to 2427 and encodes 808 amino acids. Gene Ontology annotation, biological process: DNA-templated transcription; regulation of DNA-templated transcription. Lineage: Eukaryota; Fungi; Basidiomycota; Tremellomycetes; Tremellales; Cryptococcaceae. The transcript has 9 exons. Gene Ontology annotation, cellular component: nucleus. The record is from RefSeq and is a predicted model, not a curated record.